Molecule: messenger RNA, 10268 nt
Organism: Lymnaea stagnalis (great pond snail)
Lineage: Eukaryota; Metazoa; Mollusca; Gastropoda; Lymnaeidae
Source: the annotation of a GenBank genome assembly
UAGCGUUUUCUUAUGUUUGCAUUUGCAAACUAAAGAAAUGGAGUUAGUUUAUUCUAUAGAUUUUAAAUCCUUUUCAAAGCAAACCGAUUUCAGUUGCGAUGAGAAGAUAUGUUGCAGUUUAUCUUGCAGAAAUAUUGUAGCUUUUAGUAGAGCAAGAAAGGCAGACAACGAUGGGUAUGAUUUUGAUUUGAUUUUGUUGUUAAACAAUAAAUGUGAAUCGAUACGACCACAUAUUAUUGAAUUGUGAUAUAUUCAUAUUGGUCCUAGUAUCACAUUAGUUACCGGUAUUACAUAUAAUUUAUACUUAUAAUUAAUUAAAAAUAAUUAAAAUACAUAUCGCCUUCUGAUAUCAUAUAAUUAUGAUAUACUGAUACUGGUCGUCGAUAGAGAAAUGACUCGCUUUUUUAAAAUUAAUAUUACAUAUAAUUUAUACUUAUAAUUAAUUAAAAAUAAUUAAAAUACAUAUCGCCUUCUGAUAUCAUAUAAUUAUAAUAUACUGAUACUGGUCGUCGAUAGAGAAAUGACCCGCUUUUUUAAAAUUAAUAUUAUUUAUAUUACGCCAUUAGACUCAAGGCUAUUUAGCCUAUUACUAUUAGGAUGUCAUUUGUGGUAGUUAAUUUUAGUUAAACUGAAGAAUUAAGUUUACAAACAUAUAGUCCAUUCAAUUAUCUUUCAUUUGAUUCCUCAUUUUGUAUUUUGUCUUACAAACUCAACAAUAAUAAUAAUAAUAUUUUAAAUUAUAGUUUUUUUAAUCCCAACCUCUCACUUCUGGUACCCGGGUACGAAUAGCCACUUCGUUAUUUAUUUCUUAGACCUGUAACUAUUAUCACUAUUAUUAUUGGUAGCAGUGGCGGAUCGAGGGUUUGAAUCAGCCCAGGAGAUUCUGAUAAAUUUAUAGGCCCAGGGCUAAAUACAGUUAGCAGCAGGUCCGGCGAUGUAUUCCAUGGUAUAUAUUAUAUAGGUCAUGUAGGUUCCCCAGAUCAACUACGGGCCAUAGUUCUAUUUUUCAAAUUCAAAAGAUUUCAAAUUUUUGUUCUUCAUUUAUUUGAUUAUUUUUAUUUAUUUUUUUGUCUUGAAAGAGCGGGGAGGCAUUCUGGGGAGUGGUCUCUCCUCCCCAGAAAUUAUUUGGUUUCUUAUUUUUGAUGAAUAAGUAAUGCUGAAAUGUCCCGUUAAAUUUCAAUAUUAUAGAAAUGGGUACUUCUGUUUUUCAACCAAGACAGCACUUUUAACCAUGCACAGUCUUUUUCCUGGUGUUUAUCUAUGGCAUCUAGGGCUAUAAACAAGGAUGAGUUACUUUUUUUAUUUCUUUUGAACCUUGUAAGUUGAAUUUCAAUAAAAACAAAUGGAAAAUGUCAUUUUAAUUUAUGUUACUUUUCGUUGUUUAGAAAGCAAAAAAAAAUGAACGCAUGAUAAUAUCAUAAACAAGAAAGAUAUGCACUCUCACUCAUGACUCAUGAAUAUUAAUGCAGUAUAGGCCUAUCUCUACUCACUAGUACUAGACACUACUUAUUUGUCUCUCCUUAACUAUAGGAUUAGGACCCCAUUUAUUGUGAAAAAAUCAGAGGCCUUUACUACAUCAUAGGCCAUACUUCACAUAGGCCUAUUUUUGUAAGACAUGGCAGAGCUUUAUUUAUCCUUAGGCCUAUGAUUGGUCCAUCUACAAAUUUUAAUGAUAAUGACCAUUAUCAAUAGGCCCCCUAAGUAUGACUUUUAUGUGAAAAAUGUGACUUGUCAUGCAAAUGAAAUAGGUUAAAUUGUAGCCUACACGAUUGGACUUUUAGCUACAAUAGGCCUAUAUACAAUAAUAAUAUACAUUUAUUUCAUUUUAUUUUUUUUAUAACUAUGUAUUGGAUGUAUGCUUCUUAUAGAGAUAAGCUUGACAUCUGCUACGAAGUUUGUGUGGUUGACUUGGACAAGCCGUGGCAAAAAUAUGAAGUCACCACUUAUCCCUCACCAGUCAAAUACAUGAGAUGGGACCCCGCAGGCAUGACUCUUUUGGUUGUGAAUGCAGCAGGGAGAUUCAGUUUGUGGAAAAUGAAGGUACAUUUAAAAAAUCUAUUGAGAAGAAUUUAGAAUGCUUCUUUUUUUUUUUUUUUUUUUUUUUUAAAAAAUCUUUUUUUUUUUUUUUUUUUUUUUUUUUUUUUUUUUAAAGAAUCAUUUGUAUGUAUUUUUUUAAAAAUAUCUCUUCAUCUGUAAAAAUAUUCUCGUCUGUUUUAAUGUGUUUAUUAAUUUCAUAUGGAACUAUUCAUCAAACAGUAGGAAAACAGUGUUUUGUUUUUUAAAUUUUAACAUAUAUUUUUUUGUUCGGUUGUGUUUAAAUAAUUUUUAAAAUUCUUGUGCUUACUAAUAUGAAAGUUUACUGUCUUUAUGACAUUCAUUAGAACUGAUUCCACUAUCCAAUAAGGUUAUGAGUGUUAGCUCAUCCCCAAACUUUCCACCACUACAAAAACAAAAGGGCUUGUACUUGUAGUUUUUUUAGAAUUGACAGCUUCAUUUGUAGUGUCGUGCGCCCUACCACCCCCAAGAUAGGAAUGUAGUUUCUACUGUUUUUUUUUUAAUCCCUAGUGUAAAGACGCUAAUUUUGGUCUGGAUGGCCUACUGCUGUUAAAGCAGUGUUCCUUUCAUGGGAUACUCAUCUCAAUGAAAGCCAAUGUUAAAGCAAUGUUCCUUUCAUGUGACACUCAUAUCAGUCUAAGCCUAUGGUAAAGCAAUGUUCCUUUCAUGGGACACUCCUAUCAAUCUAAGCCUAUGGUAAAGCAAUGUUCCUUUCAUGGUACACUCAUAUCCCGUCAAUCAAAGCUACACAUUGUAAAGAAACUCAAUAUUGCCGAAUCAUCAAAUACUCGCUUCACAUGAUUUAAGUACCGGUACUGUAAAACAGUCUCUUUUUUUUUUAAUGAUAAAGGUCAAAAUUAUUUUUUUGAUUGAUUGAUUGGAUAUUUAUAUAACGCUGGCAUCCAUGCUACUUUAUCAUGCUCACUGUGCUCUGAUUUUCUUAAAUCUAUUUAAACAAAAAAGUUUUUAUAUGUUUCUUAAAUGAUUUUUUAUCAUUUUCAAUUCCCCUCAAAGAUUGAGGCAAACUGUUCCAUAAUUUUGGUGCUAUCACUUCAAAAGAGCGCAUUGUGUAAGACUUUUUUCUGUGUUCAUCCGCACUGGGAAUUUUCAGUAAGGACUGUGUUGAAGACCGCAGGUUCUUUGAAUAGAUGUUAAUAAAUCAGCUCUUUAAGAUGUUCCUGUGCAGGGCCUUCUAUGCAGCCGUACGCCAGGGACAAAAUUUUGUAGUUAUGGUAAUGUGUUCACUCACAGGAACUCAAUAGAGAUCUCGUAGAACUGGGUUAAUGUGGUCAGAUUUCUUUAUCAAAUUACUGCACAUUUAAAUCAGAUAUGAAAAUAACCCACUAAAAAAAGGUACUUAUUGCUAUACCAGAGCUCCUUGAUCAAUUCCUGGGAAGAAUCAGGAUUUGUUGAUAUGGACAAGGAGGAGAUUUUAGUGCUAGCCUGGCUGCACAAUGGAGCUCAGGUGAGUCAUAUAUAUAUAUUGUAUAGUAACUUUCAGUAAAUGAAACACUGCAUAGAAACAUUCAAUGAUUCAAAUACUAUUUGAAAAUAUUUAGAUGAUAAUUAAUUAAUAUAUCUGCAUUAAAUUUUGAACAGAGAAAGGCUAACUAGGCAAAACAUCAUUUCAUGAAUAGCUCAAUAAUUCUCACAAAACUCUCAAUAAUUUUUUACACAUUUCCAUAUCUCUUCUGUUAAACAAUUUUCAGACAUUAUUCAACCCAGAGGCCCGAGAUCUCAUCAACUAUUGGGAAAAAUUCACUAGAGCCAAAAUGACCCCGUCUGUCACACAGUUUGGGAAAAAACCAGUGGAUGGUUGGAUAGCUAUUACAUCUACAGGAAUGGUAAGUGUGAUAGGAUAGCUAUUACAUCUACAGGAAUGGUAAGUGUGAUAGGAUAGCUAUUACAUCUACAGGAUUGUCUGAUAGUUCUAAAUAAAUAUUUUCUACAGUGUAAAAUAGAAACAUUUUUAUUUGUUAUGUUUUAGGUAAUGAAGUUGAAUAAUCAGAUUGCAAUCAUUUUCAAUUCUCCUCAACAGAAAUUCAUUCCAACAUCAAGUUCUUUUUCUUUCAGAUACACGUGGGGCUUAUACCUGAGAAAGGUUCCACCUUGGUAACAGCAAAAGCCAGUCUAGGUCAGACUAACACUCACAUCAUCCAAGCAGACGUGGCAUUUGUACCAGAUGGUCAAAUAUUAAUAGCUACCAGUGAUGGUCAGCUGUCAUCCUCUGUCCACUGCUACGUGGCAACAGUUAGUUUAAAAAAUCAUUUCUGCAGUAUCAGAUGCAGUGCUUCUGCUAGCUUUUUCCUCAAGAAACAUCUUGUGGUAAGGGUAGAUGAAGUAAUAUGAUUACAAACACAGUGUGAUAAUCGUAGAUGAAGUCAUCUUUGUGUGCUCAGGGUUUAAAUUCACAACUUAAGCAUGUCACCUUUAAGAAAUUUAAUUUUAUGACAUGGUGAAUUUGACCUGACAUGAAGGGUCGGUCAUCAAUGACCUCUUAACAAUCUUUCACUUUUAUUACAUUUAAAUAUAACAACAAAAUAGUAAUUUUUUUAAUUUAAAAAGGAUUUUUUUUCCUCAUCAGAUUUGACUUAGAUUUUAAAAACUAACAACUACAAUAUGUUGCUUCCAUUAAAAAUUCAUAAAAAUAUAUACUAAAAAACUGUUGAAAUUUGUGAUUGACUUUUGAUCCAUUAUUAUCACCAAUAACAGGAUUGCAUAUAUUUCCUGUUCUAUUUCUUGUAUUCAAUUUGAAUUAAAUUAUGACCUGGCUCUUGAGGGAAGACACUCCUUGAAAAAACUACUUUAUACUGCAGUGAUGAUAUUUCAGUUCUGAUGAGACAAGAUCUAAGAACCUAAAGAAAUUGAAUGAAAACAGAAAUGAAAAAUAAGAAAGUCUGUUAAAAAUUCAUACCUUAUUUGAAACUUUAUCCCAUUCAACAACUCUAAAAUAGUUUGAUCUGUAUUCACACAUGACAACGGUACCCACUAAAUUGAUAACCAUUCAAUACAUUUGAGAUUUGUCAAUGCUUGCUAAGCUAAAUUAAUAGCAUUACAUUCUCUUUUUUUCUGGUAUUCUUUAGCCAGACGGAGGACACGAAGAGCCACGUUUAACAAGAUUGAGUUUCUUGAGCAGAGAGAACAGUGAAGUUCUGUUGGCGUGUUGGGGGACCUCCCAGUACAGUUGUGUGGAGGUGACACUCAAUGUCCCGUCGUGAAUAGGAAAAUGUUUAUUUAUUGUCAUAAAUCAUGGGGAAAAUCUAGACCAAAUAUAACUUGAUUCAUUAAAGAUUAAACAUGGGCCUGGUUAUUGAACUGUUGUCAGAUGUAACCGUAGAGACUUUUCAUUUCUCUUCCCAGGCAUGGCAUUUGAUUGAACAGACCAUUCCUCUGAACCGGAUGUUUCAAAAUGCGGCAGUGACAGAAUUUGCCUACAAAACAAAACGAUGGAUUCACAAGUCAUCUUUUAUCCAACCGUCGGGCCUGACUGAUAUUGCACGACCAAAAUUGCCCAUAAGCCGCUCAUUCAAUAUGGAAUCUACCAACUUUCUGUCAUAUUUUGCAUGCACAUACCGAGAUGGAACAAUUAAAAUUGUUCAUAGACAGAGUUACCAGGUGCCUAUAAAUGUAUUUGUCUACAAAAUUAUACAAAGUUCAUUUUAUGCAGGGAUUUGAAAGCUGAUUUUAAGUUUCAAAACUAUAAACUAUAUUUAUAGCUUAUCAACCAUCUUUCCUUGCCAUUCUCUAUGUGUAAUAACAGAAUAAAUCUUUGAAAUCCUAAUCUAUGACAUGUUCUUUUUGAGUAGUUCGUAUCCUAAUAUCAGGGGGAUGUUCUUCCCGAUAUCCCAGUUGUUCUUUGUGAAUAAUGUAUAACUGGUGUAUACUCUUGGCAGGUAAUCUACACAGCUUCAAUGGACCAGCUGAUCAACUUAAAGACAUUGGUACCCUCGGACCCAUCCACUCUAGAGCCUCCAGAUAAACAAGCUCGUCUGUCAGCCCCUCAUCUUGUCUCUGUUGUUCAGACCAACACCGGGUGCGGGCUCGUUGGCCUGGGCGAAGGUCGUCUGUACCUGUUCCGUAUGUUCAACUCCCGUGACGGCUCCUUGCAGAUGAUGCUGCCGUUCGUUGUGCUUAUGCUGGAGUACACGAUGUUCGUGGGUUUGGAUGUGUGGGAUGUCCUGCUGGCUGUCAGACAAGGUGAGUUUGUUGCCCUUGUCAAUAUGUCACAGAUAUUUUCAUGUCUCUUGGGUCCAUUCUUAAAUUUCAUCAUUAAAUUUUAAACCCCUCUAAUCAUUUUUUAGCCCUACUGGAAGUUUCGAACAGUCUUUAACUAAAGAUAGGGUUACCAGAAAUUUGUUUGAAAGAAAUUUGGUCAACCCAUUUUUUAAAUUCACAUGUUAAAAUUUUUGUCAAAUUUCUUUUUGAAAGCACUAUACUUUAUAGUUUUAAAAAACCAUGCGUUCAAAAAUAAAUUUGACGCAAAAUUUUAACGUGUGAACUGAAAAAAAGAUUCGACCAAAUUUCGGUUUAGUCUAAUUUCCGUCGACGAAAUUUCUUUUAAACAAAUUUCCGGAUACGAAAGGAAAUAUAUGUCUUGGUUUAGUAAUGGAAGUAUGUUUAGUCUUGGUUUUCAGGUUAUUUAAUCAAAGGCAAUGUUUACAACUAGUAUUUGCUUGAAUGUAGGAAUGAUUGAGGGCAUUGUGGAAAGGCUGAGCUCCAACUUUCAGAAGCAGUCGGCAGCCUUCCAAGAGCUACUACAGCAGCGUCUUUUGCGCCUCAAGAUGGCCCUCUACUCUUGCCUGGGUCCCGGCAACCAAAAGGCGGCAGACUGCAGGGCCAUGAUAACAUUGCACUCCAUCACCACUGUGCUCAAAUCUUGUCUCCGUCCCAAAUCUAUCACAGCUCAGGAUAAAGUAAGAUUUUCUCAUUGAGAUGUGGGGGGGGUUUUUUCUUCUUUUUUUAUAUAUCUAAUAUUUUUAUGAGUCUUUCAUUUAUAUACUGGUUAAGUUAUAUUGUGAAAAUUUUCUUAAUUUUUUUAAAAGUAAAGCAGCUUAUGAUUAUUAACAUGUAUAUUACAAUUUGAGUCGUACAAUAUGUUUUAUUUUAGGGCCUAGCUGAAAAAUUGUCGACUUUGUGCUCAGUGUCAGUAGAGAAGGAUCUGGAUCAGAUGACCAAAACUUUAGAUGUUGAUGAAUUUAUCUUGGACACAUUCAAAAAGUCAGCCGUUGGCACUACAAAAUCUUCUGAAAGUCAGUUUAUUAAAUAUUACCAUUAAAAAAACAAGCAUUGCACAUCACUACACCACCAGAUGACAAUCAUAAAUAUUUUUUUCUUUUCCUCAGCUAAUAUUAUUGCAUAUAUUAUUGCAUAUCUUAUCAAUAACCAGCCUCGUGAAACCAUUAAAAAAUAACAUUGUUCAAAUGAAAUGUUUUGGAAGAAAACUGAUUUGAAAGUCGUAAUGAGACAUGAUGUAGCAUAAUUACAGAAUGCAUAUCACAUAACUAAAAUGUCACAGUGUUACAUUAUGAAAGUAUCAUAUUUUUCAUAAAAAAUAAUCCACUCAUUUUGUGCAUCUGGGAAAACCCAAAUGUUUUGAAUGAAGUCGUAAAAGUUGACUGUUAAGAUUUGAACACCUAUUAUUUUUUUAAUUCUGUGAUAAUUAUCUAUUAUUUCUUCAAUAAUGUCCAGCAUCCCUUCAAGCAUUGCAGCCUUUCAUACAGUGGAUUACAGAUUUCAUCCUUCAUCUGCUGGCGGCUGUCUCAAUGUAUCCAACCUAUCCAGCUUAUCCAGGAUCAACACUUUUGAAAAGUCCACAGGUGGGAAGCCACUUUUAAAUCACUCUUCUCUAUGCUCACUGCAGCUUUACGUGUAUAUUUUAAGUAUAACUUGUAAUGGCUCUGCAGUAUAUACACCACUACCCCCACCAUCAAGUAUACAUUAAAUAGAUGACCCCCCUAUCUCACUUAAGACACUGACAGCAGCAAUCAUUCCCACCAUCAGGUAUGCAUUAAAUAGAUGACCCCCUUUUUUGACAUUAGACACUGACAGCUGCAACCAUUUGUAUAGUAAUUUCUUUCAAAUACUUCCUAUAGUUAAGUUUGAAAUUGCAAGAAUAAACAGUUCAGGAGACAUUGCCAAUUGAUCACAACAAGAAUAAACAGUUUAGGAAACAUUGUCAAUUGAUCACAACAAGAAUUAACAGUUUAGGAGACAUUGCCAAUUGAUCACAACAAGAAUAAAGGCUGAAAAAAAUCAUGUAAUAACUUCACAAGAGAUUUGUCCUGAAAAUUUUCAGUUUUCCAUUUACAACGUGUUACCACAGGUGUUGUGUACACUUCGAGAACUGCUCAUCAUCAUACGAGUUUGGGGCAAGCUCAAUCCAGCAUGUUUGCCUGUCUUCAUGACCACGGUGUCCAUGGAUCCACUCUCUUACCUGUUCCUUCUGGUCACCAGGGCAUGGGUGACUAUUAGGGAGGGAGUCAACAUUGAAACGGAUCAGUCAUUUCUAGAUGACUGCUGCAGUCUACCCAGUGAGGUAAGACAUCAUUCAUGUUAUGUGUGCACAGGUCAGGUAGUAUCUCAUAAAUAUCUCUCUCUACAAAGGAGUAGAAAUUUUCAAAUAUGCAUUUAGACAAGUGAAGGAAGAAAAAUAUCAUAAAUUUAUCAUUAACUCAUUCCCGACGUUUGCGACUAAAUGCAUCCUUUACGGGUUUCGCCGGAUGCCUCCAAAUGUGUCCCGGCGCAUAGUGACACACCUCUCUCUUAUCUAUUUAAAAAUAGCAAUGAAAUCUCGAGACUUCCGGUGAUGGCGUGGUUCAGCGUGAUUUUAAUUUAAAAACCGGAAGUUUUUAUCUUGUUUCACUUUAAAACUAUGGUGCUUUAGUACGGCGCGUCUAUAAGUAGCAUGUGUUCGUCCAAGGUGCCGAAAAUCGAUUUUUUGGUCAUUGUUCGUUAUUUUUUCCCCGCUAAUGUUAUAUUUAUAUUAAACCUUAUUCAUUUUUUGUUGCAUUUGUUCUUAAAUUCGUUAACAUUCAAUAAUAUUUAGCAGCUUAAAUAAAUAUUUUACAAAUGUAAAUCAAUUCCAAGAUGGAGUUACUUCCCUUUCUCAAGCAAAUAAAUUAAAUACGGAAGUAGCAUUGCAGGAGGGAAUGACUUAAGUUAAAAAUACAAAGCUAAAAAAAAUCCCUUUACAAAAUGUCCAAAGGUCCAUUAUGGCCAUAGUUGCACAUCACAAGUUCCAACAUUUCUCGUGGACCCAGCUCUGGUUUCAUAAUGUUAUAUGAUCAUCCAAGUAUCAAUCCAUUGGAAAACAUGCCAAUGAUAUGUUGCUGUAUUUAGUUGAUAGAUUUUGCCGUCAACUAGAACUACCUUAAAAAAAUGGUGACUUGCUUGAUUUGUUUGGUAUAUUAACUGUAGAUUUAAGAAAUGACUGGCCCCUUUCAUUUACAGUCAGUUACAAUUAAAAUUUAUAUGAAUUUUGAAAUAUGCAAUAACACUGUAAAAUAUAUACAUUUUUAAUUUGAUAGAUUUUCAUAAAGCAAUUCUGUGUUGGGAAUGGGCAUUGUCUAAAGUGUUUAAAAAUUAUCAUCACAUUUCACAUAAAUUUAGAAUUGUUAACCUGACUUCAAUAGUCUCUUGUGUAUCUCAAACAGAUGUUGGUGCCAAAUUACAAGAAAACUUAUGGGGAAAAAAUGAACUGUUAUCUGGCGUUCUCACAACCGUUUCCCAUAAACUACCAGUUUGGUGUCGAACCGGACUUCCUGUUCAGCCCACGCUACUCCAGUCGAAUGUUUCCGUUGGACCUGUGCCUGGACGCUGAUCAGAAAUACGACUGUGUUCGACAAAUUCAGCUGGGGGUCCACCCGCGGGAACCGCUGAGAGAAUGCGUUCGAUGUCAUUCCCUGUCCUUGAAGAGGAAACCGUCGGCUACCAAGUCGUCCCUGCUCAGAGCUUGGGAACUCCGUUUUGUCAAAGCUUGUUUGUGCGGAGGUCACUGGAAGCUUCAGAUGUUGCCACCGCUGGCCAGCUCUUUGGGACAGAAAUAAAUCUCCACAGGAGGAAAUGAAAGUUCUCCUGCUGGACUUGCCAGCCAGAACAGUAUGAGAGUUGCUUCUCUGAUGUAAAAUUUCUGUUGAAUGUAAAUGUAUUUUGUAAAUACAUUAUGUUGUUAAUUAUGUUAAUGAUAAUUUUAUAUGAAUAAAUACUUAUGUAUG